Gadus macrocephalus (Pacific cod) is the source of this 971-nucleotide messenger RNA. RefSeq names its product microseminoprotein, prostate associated 1 (gene msmp1). The transcript is spliced from 3 exons. Lineage: Eukaryota; Metazoa; Chordata; Actinopteri; Gadiformes; Gadidae. Bases 134 to 517 code for a protein of 127 amino acids. The record is from RefSeq and is a predicted model, not a curated record.
CGCACAUAAUACGGCGGCACAGGCUUGAGGGAAGGUAUAAAUGCAGUGCUUCUGGGGCCAUUGAGACAACCAGAACCUGAACCCGGGACCUGAGACCCAGAGCAGACCUGAAGGAAGAGCUAGAGCCACAGACAUGGGAUCCAACGGAGCAAACCUCAUCGCCUACGCCGCUCUCACCGCCCUGUUGAUGCUGGUCGCCGGGGGCAGCCAGGCCGCCCCGAUGGAGUGUCACUUUGACUCAAGAGCGCAGUGUGGCUUUGAGGGGAGGAACUACACCAUGGGGGAGACCUGGAUGGACAACGCCUGCAUGCAGUGCACCUGCCUCCACCCUAUGGGUGUGGGCUGCUGUGAGACGGUACACCGGCCAGUGGACUUCCCCGCGGGAUGUGAGGUGCGCGUGGAAGCGGUUACGUGCAAAGUGUCCCUGGUGCAGGCGGCCGACCCCCGUCUGCCCUGCAUCCCCGGGGAGAACCACCUGCUGGACCCCAGCCAUGGGGCCCUAAAGCUGGGGGAGUAGCGAGCCGGCACAGCCCUGUGUCUCCACGAGAUGGACACUUCUACGGUCAAAGUUUCUCAAUGAUGUAUUCUGCAUGGUCUGGAACCUUUUCACAUUAAGAGUGUUUAAAAAUAUAUUAUUACUAUACUAGUCUUAAAGUUAAAAUGUAACCCGAAAUGAGGAUUCGGUUAUUACAGAUUAGCUAUGUCUUAGCUUAACUUCAAAUCAUUAAUGAUAAGGGAAUUAUGUUGAACCAAAUGCUGCUCAAGUGAUUUUUUUUUGUUUUUGUUAUAGAUGGCUUAUGGGCAAAGUUAUGUGCAGUGCACCUUAAAAUGUCCAAAAGUUUGCUACAUUAUGAUGCUAGAUCUUUUCACAAACUUGUUGCUAUACACCUUUAUUAUAAAAUGCUGUUUAGGGUGUAUGUGUGAUACUGUUUAAGGAGUGGUAAAAACGAAGUAAAUCUUUACUCAAGAAA